UAUCUCUUACACCAAUUGCUCGAUCUCACCCCCAUCACAAUUCUCUAAACCAAAAGCCCGCCAGCACUCGAACGUAGUUAUAGUUAUAGAGACGCAUCAUGAAGAGGCAAGACACUCUUCUGUCGUCGUCUUCCCGCCGGGAAGCCAUGCCGGAGAACCACCAUGCCGCUAAGGCCAUUGGCUGCAUGUCCGGCAUUUUCCACUUCGUCUGCAAAUACCAACGCCGCCGGAAAUUUCUCACUUUUGGUCGAAAGUACGACAAGAAUGAAGCCUCGUCUCCCACAAAGUCCCAGACGUCGGCCAAAACCGCAGAUAUAGAUGCCGCCGGCGCCGUCCGGCGAUUCUCAUGCGACGUCCAGAGGAGCCCAACACUCCCGGCGGAAAUCCGGCGGUCAAAUUCCGCCAACUCACCUACAAACUUCCGAACUCCCCCAGCUUUAGUAGCGCGGUUGAUGGGGCUGAACGUAAUUCCAGCGGCACCGGCAUCGCCGGAAUCUACGGCCGAGAAAAGACAGAAGCUUCUGGGAGCGUUGGAGAAAUGCGACGAGGAUUUGAAGGCGCUUAAGAAGAUCAUCGAUGCCGUACGGUCGGCAGAGAACCUCCGGUCAUCGCCGGCGGUGAAGGGCCUCGAUGGUGAAGAUAAAGUUCGAACAACUUAUGGAAGAGAGGAAUGGUCAUCAGGCGAGAGUGAGUUAAGCAAAAAGGGCAAAAGUUGUUCGGAGUUUAACAGCGAGCAACCGAGUCCGGUGUCUGUGCUCCACGAGUUCAGUCGUCCACUUCCCAGCCCUUGCCCCAAAAAGCAUCUCUACGGACGAGUUCAUCCCCAUCAGCAUCAGCAUCAUCAGCAGCAGCAGAGGAGGAAGCCAGGAGAAGAAGACAUAAUGAAUCUAUGCUUCUUCAGUAGGCUCAGCAGCGAAUCGACGGAGGCAAAGGAGGAGAAGUCGGAGUCGGCAGUGUGCGGAAGCAAGGCAAUGGUGGAGAGUGUAGAGGAAGUGUGUAGGGACAUUGCAUGGGGAGAGAGGAGGGAGGUUGGGAGAAUAGGGUUGGUUUUACAGGACUUCAUUUGCAGAGACUUAAUUGAAGAGACUGUCGCUGAGAUGGGUUAUGUUUCCUCCAUGUAUUCACUCCCCUUUGAGGCCUGCAAGAGAAAACUUUGUUUCUAGUUCACUUUGCAUUUUAAUA
Messenger RNA from Vitis riparia (riverbank grape), 1182 nucleotides. RefSeq lists its product as uncharacterized. The record is from RefSeq and is a predicted model, not a curated record. Lineage: Eukaryota; Viridiplantae; Streptophyta; Magnoliopsida; Vitales; Vitaceae. The transcript has 3 exons. Bases 99 to 1163 code for a protein of 354 amino acids.